Messenger RNA from Laccaria bicolor S238N-H82, 534 nucleotides. RefSeq lists its product as uncharacterized. The coding region runs from base 1 to 534 and encodes 177 amino acids. The record is from RefSeq and is a predicted model, not a curated record. NCBI's taxonomy places the organism in Eukaryota, Fungi, Basidiomycota, Agaricomycetes, Agaricales, Hydnangiaceae. The transcript has 3 exons.
AUGUCAUUCCAGCUCCAUAAACUCUCCUUUGCACUUGUGAAUUCUAUAAUGAUCCUUCUUCCAGCUUGGAAAGCAUGCCUCGUUGAGCUAAGCUGUGCUGUGAGGAUCAUGCCUCGCAAUGUUCAGACAUGUUGGAAUUUGACCUAUGAUAUGCUUCAGUUUUCUUUGAAAUACAAGGAUGCAAUAAAGAUGGUUACCACAGAUUUAGCCAACAGCCUAUGGAAAUAUGAACUGAACAACAAUGAGUGGUUGAUUGUGAAGGAGUUGGUGAUCCUUAAGGAUGGGACCGAGUUUUUCUCACAAGGAUCUCCCAACCUGGCCAACUUGAUCCCUGCUAUGGACCACAUUGACAAGGAUUUCACCAUGAAAACCCAAGCCAACAGCAAAACCCACCCAGCUAUUCAACACACCCUCACACUCGCCAAGAAGACUCUUAACUGGUACUACUCAUUGACAGAUGAGUCUGAGGUCUAUCAAAUUGUGAUGGCCAUCUCAGUUCUUCAUCCUCAACACAAGCUCGAAUACUUCAAGUGA